AUGAAUAUCGCCGCGACAGAGCACGAUUACCGUUUCCCUCGGAGGCCUUACGGCACCAGCGCCGUCGACGGGCUUGGACCUCCGUCCUCGUCGUCGUCGUCGUCGUCGCAAACGCCGAAAGGAAGGCCGCCCAGCACCUUCGACUUGGACUUCUCCAUGGCUCUUGAUCAGCAGCCAAAGGGUGCGCAUGACCGAAUUUUGAAAUCUGCCGCGUUCCCUCAUCUCCAGCAACCCGCAAUCAUGACCGCCGAUGACCAGGGCCUCGAUCAAAUACGCCGCGAGGAUCCCCUCGUCACCCAGAUGUGGAAGUUCUUUCACCGGACGAAGCAAAGCUUGCCGAAUCAGGAGCGUAUGGAGAACCUAUCCUGGCGCCUUAUGGCCAUCGACCUGAGGAAAAUGCGAACGCAACAGGAAGAGGAAAUGGCAGCCGCUUCACGCCAAUCUGCUCUGCGGGACACGGGCGCUCCCAAUGCCCCCAGCGGCAUCGCGCAAUUGCGGAAAACUUCUGAACAGCACGCCACACAUACAGAUCCCAUGAAUAUCGACGACUUCAUCUUUUCCGAAAUUAUCGCAACCCCGGACGUCUUCGCAUCUCCUCCCCUACCGUCCAAGCAACUCGACGAGUCCAGAUUGGACCAUCGGCCGGCGCCGCCCAUCACAGCCUCUGCCAUUCCCAUCAAAACCCGCAAAGAUUUGACCGCUCAGCAGCAAUUUGUUCCCCAAUCCGCCCCAUAUCCCCCUCGCCACCGGAGGGCCCAAGACGAAUUCAACUAUGUGACACGCCACACUCGCAAGACGAGUAUUGACGACCGGCGCACCCGUAAACGCCCAGCCAACUUCUCUCCCUAUGUCCCAGCGGUGAACAGCUCCUCCGGCGACAUGGCCAAUAACUUGCGUGCGGACUCGGAGCUUCAUGAGUAUUCUUUGGACCAAUCACCCCAGUCAGGCAUGCCGCAGCCUCCCAACCUGCAUUCCGUCGCCUUCCCGCUCGAGAGCUUCCACAUGGAGAAUGACCCAAUCAUCACCUCCGCAGGGCCUUUUCAGCAAGGCUUCAGUUUCUCCCCCUCCUCGUCUCCCAUGGUGACUCAUGGUCCUUUCUCCAACGUCUAUAACGGCAAUUCGCUGUCCACGUCUGCCAUGAACGGUGGCGAAUUGUAUUCACCUCCCGGAUCAGCCUAUCAGUCUGCUGUCUCGACACCGCACCCCAUGACUGAAAACGAGGGAUUCUACUUCGGAUCGAUAGAUAUGCGCAGCCAGCGGCAGCAGUCCUUUCAUCCCGGACCGGGACCCCAGAAUGUCGGAAACCAGAUGGGAGCCCAGUUCAUGUACAAUGCGCCGACCGAUGGCAACUCUAUGUUCCCCGUGGCCUCCAGUGCGCCAGAACCCGGGGCCUCUUUUGGCAACCAUCAUGGCCCCAGCUCGUUCGACCACGUUGACCCGACGCAGGUUUACCAAACCCAAGGCCAGGACUCGACUCGUUCACCGGGUGCCGGUGUGCCGCUCUCGCAGGAGAACAUGUUCACAUUUGGAGGCGAUUCGGACGAGGAAGACGGAGGCGCCUUCGCAGACCGCAAUCUUUCCUUGCCCAAGGAUUUCUCUCCAACCAACACCGCGGAUGACAACUCGCUUGGAUGGGACCCUUCGCUUCCUGGCCAGUAUAGUACGCAAGCUGCUCGAUAUCCUGGCGGCCCCACGCGGAGGCAAGUGACCAUAGGCACUACGACAAAUGCCGCGGCGGACGCCACCGAUGCCGGCGGUGAAUGGGAAGGAGGAGGCAGUCUGCCCCGCUCUCAGUCAUUCAAGCAAAACCCGGACAGGCGAGGUGGAAAAUUUACACGCACGGCUUCAACGCCGGCUACUCAUCUCGGCCGCAGCAGUGGCAACAACCCCUUUGACCGUAUGGCCGCUCAAUCAAGCUCCCACUCACCCCCGGACGUCACUGGCGAGGCGUCUGGUCUGUCAUCGGCCGCACCGAGCCGGCCGACGUCCCCUCCAGGCUCGAAGCACGGGUCGUCGACGAACCUGCAGGGAGCCGGGUCCAACCAAGGGGACAACGGUGCCCCUACAACGUGCACCAACUGCUUCACGCAGACGACUCCGUUGUGGCGACGAAACCCCGAAGGCCAACCGCUCUGCAAUGCCUGCGGUCUCUUUUUGAAGCUCCAUGGUGUCGUGAGGCCUCUCAGUCUGAAAACCGACGUUAUCAAGAAACGAAACCGUGGGUCGGGCAAUAGUCUGCCCAUCGGUGGUACAGGUACAAGGUCCAAAAAGGGCGCCAACGGGAUCGGCUCCCGCAAGAACUCGUCAUUGUCCAUCUCCUCGACUUUACAGAACGCGUCUCAAGUUACACUGGCGGGGGGUGUUCGCGCCGGCGGCCCCAACGAAGGGGAGACCUCCCCCGGCGGAUCUGGAGCGGGGGGAAACACGACUGGCACCAGCACUCCAACCCCGUUCAACGGCGCGUCCUCUGUGGGCGCCGUGGGAGGCAAGGGGGUCGUUCCUAUCGCCGCCGCCCCGCCGAAAAACACGCCAGGCCCGGGUGCUGCAUCGCAUCCUCGGAACAAUGUAUCCUUGUCUGCGUCCUCUAAACGCCAGCGACGCCACAGCAAGAGCGUAGGCGGAGACAGUAACGCAGGCAUGGAUAUCGAUAGCCCGGAGAGCUCGAAUGGCUCCACCGAUGGAGGACGACCUCUGGGUUCUGUUGGUGCUACGAACAGCGUGUCGGCGUCUGGGACCCUCGGUUUAGCCAACGCCUUCGGCAUGCCCCAGCGACCGAUCGCAAGUCCGGGCAGUAUGCUGGGCAUCUCCGGGGCCGGCGGUCAACGUGGUUCGCUAAUGAACUCGGGGGGUCCCUCCACUGGUUCGCAAGAAUGGGAAUGGCUGACGAUGAGUUUGUAA
Sodiomyces alkalinus F11 is the source of this 2898-nucleotide messenger RNA. RefSeq lists its product as hypothetical. The record is from RefSeq and is a predicted model, not a curated record. The transcript has 3 exons. The coding region runs from base 1 to 2898 and encodes 965 amino acids. Gene Ontology annotation, molecular function: DNA-binding transcription factor activity, RNA polymerase II-specific; RNA polymerase II cis-regulatory region sequence-specific DNA binding; zinc ion binding. Gene Ontology annotation, biological process: negative regulation of transcription by RNA polymerase II; positive regulation of transcription by RNA polymerase II. Lineage: Eukaryota; Fungi; Ascomycota; Sordariomycetes; Glomerellales; Plectosphaerellaceae.